GGCUGCCCCGGGUCACCAACCUGCGGCCCGCGGGCCAUUUCAGGCCCACUCUGCGCUCCGCACUGUUGUCCGUCCUCUCUCAGCUGCUGUUUGGCUCUGGAUCAGGGACUGUGGGAGCCUUUCACCCACGGUGAGCAACACAACCGUCAUGGAGACAACAUGUGGCAACACAUGCACACACGACAAUAAUCAAAAAUACAACGUUGAUAUGGCCCAGAAACAAGUGAGAGUGGGAGCUCUCUUUUGUCACAUAACAAUUCAAAGAAAGCAACUUACCUGUCCAGGGAAGGAAUGUUAAAAUACUGAGGGAGACAAGGAGCAAAAGGGAACUCUCCUCUUCCUCCCUGCUAGUGAGGAGCGUCGUCGCCAUGCAGCCUGAGCCUCAGCACCUCCAACACGUGGCUCAACCGAACCUUGACUCGGAACCAAACUGAAGCCCAGUGAUCAUGACUCAGCUACUCUGUAGUUUGAACCCUCAAACUGAGGCUUGACCACGUGAGGACCUGCCAAGAGGUCCUCACCAGGAUAGGAGAGCACACAGACACACGGGCACACAUGGAGUUUCUCACCAACUUCUAAGGAACAAACAAACAUCCAUUUUGGAAACAUUUUCAAACAGAAUUAGUCGACCCGUUAGACCUCAGACACACACACAGUCUGUCUCUCUCUGCCCUUGUGGGGACCUCCCCUGGCCCUCACCCCUUCCCCAGCCUCUCCCCCUGAACCUAACCAUCCACAACAUGUGGCUCACCUGAAGCAGGACUCGGAGCCAGACUGAGACUUGGUCAGUUUGUCCUCCUCACCCAGGAUGGUGUUUUGUCAAGAGUUGGUCCCCACAAAGCAAGAUAAACAAGCCGCCACACACGCGCACCUGAGUUCUCCAGGCGGAGCAGUGAAGGUCCUCUGUGAGGCCGUGGGAAGAAAGCAGAGUGUCCAGAGGAAGCCACGGCGAGCCGGGCUGAGGUGCUCACUAGAGACCAGAAGAAAAACGGGACAGCGAGUCACCCGCAGCAGACUCGGGGCUGCGGGAGAGACCUGGCCGGGGGAAGGAAGGGCAGCUGGCUUCAGGAAGUCUCGCACCCUCGGGUCACAUGGUCCGGGUGAAGAGACACGGCGGCCACACGACCUUUGCUUCUGCUCCUCUAGGAACCUUGAUAUCGACACUCACGCGGUCACAAGACAGAACAGACCCAAGCAGCACCGCGCACGCACCAGCCAGGGACGCGGGGGGUCAGAGGCGGACCAGCACGCCGCUGGUCAGGUCGGCAGGCCGUCGACACCAGUCACGCACUCGACAGCUGCGGUGAAACCAGGCAGAAUCAACAGAGUCUGAAUCACCUCCACUUGACUUGUUUUUCUUUGGUACUGUGAACACUUUCUUCGGACCCAUGUGACUGGCGGCCAUCAUGGAGGAGGAGGCGUGGCAGCCGGACGUGACCUACGUGACCGAGCGUGUCAUCGCCGUCUUCGGCGAGGACGGCGGGACGGCGGAGGCGUGUGAGAGGGGCCUGCGGGCAGCGCUGCGCACGCUGCGCUCCAAACACGGCAACAGCUUAAUGCUGGUCAACCUGGCGCAGAAACACCAGGCGUUGAGACGAGCCAAUCAGCAGGUUCUGGACACGGGCUGGGUGGACCCCCUGGCUCCUGGUCUGGACCAGGUUCUGGGCGUGUGCAGGCUGAUGGAGAACUGGCUGCAGUCGCACCCCAACAACGUUCUGGCGCUGCUCUGCGAGGGAGCCAGGGGUCUGUGUGGGGUGGCCGUGGCGUCCUACGUCCACUUCAGCAGCGUCUCAGCCAGUGCAGACCUGUCGCUGGACCAUCAGGCCCUGAGGAGGUUCUACUGCGACAGGCUGUCGGGCCACAUGACGCCCUCCCAGAGAAGGUACGUCUGGAUGCUGGAGGGGGUUCUGAAGGGCACACUGAGGACCGGGCCGGCCCCGACAUUCCUGCACUGCGUGGUCCUCCACAGCCUCCCCAAGAUCAGGCCGGACGGAGGUGAGUCCAGCCGCUGCUCCCGGCCGCCGCCGCCUCCUCUCACCCGGCCUCGUUCCCCAGCCUGCAGCCUCUUCCUGCGGGUCUACCAGGGCCUCCAGCCUGUGUGCACCUCAGCCGUGCACCACGUGAGCGCGGGCCCCACCCACCGCCUGCACAUGGUCCUGCAGCCGGCGCCGCUGCUCAAGGGAGACGUCCUGGUGGUGUGCUACGAGAAGAACAGCUGGCUGCACAGACGUCAGGUGGUCUUCCGACUGCAGGUCCACACCGGGCUGCUGCCCUCUCACCAGGUCACCUUCUCCAAGUGGGAUCUGGACUGCGCCUGCGACGACCCUCGGUUCCCAGCCGACGGCAGAGUGCAGCUGCUGUUCUCCGAGCGUCCCGAGGAGGGAGCAGGCCGGCAGCUGUGGCACAACAGCGGCGCCGUGACGGUGGACUACGACCCGCUGGACCCGCUGCUGCAUCGGGACUCGUACCAGGACUCGGGACCUGACGCAGGUGAAGCAGCGCAAGUCCUGGACUGUCCACAUGGUGGCGUGUUCGCCAGCGUGAGGAAGAGAAGUGGCGGCGAAGCACCUGCCGUUUCCCCUCCCGCCCUCGCGGAGCGAUCUCCCUCCGCCAGCAGCGACUCAGGUUUGUCUGUGGGAUCCCAGGGCGGCACCUGCGCCCGCCAGAGACCCGGGCCAGAGGAGGGCGCCCCGGCGGGAAGGCAGGUCUACGGAGCCCAGGUGGAGGUGGCCCAGCCCCUGCUGGACAUCAUGGCGGAGCUGGCCGCGGCCGGCAGAGGAGAAGUGCUGACGACUGGAGAGACCCCGAUCCUGGAGGCCCGAGUGGCCGGGUCCAAGCCGGGUCCAGCGGCUGAUGAUGUCACAGCGAGGAGCGCCGCGCCUCAGGAUCUGUCGUCGCUGAGCACGGACGUGGACGAGUCCAUUGAGCAGCUCAACCAGCUGAUUCUGGAUCUGGACCCCACCUUCGUGCCGGUGCUGACCCGCCGCUCUCCUCAGUCCCGCUCCACCUCAGUCCGCGGCGCCAGCCCCCGCUCAGGUUGGAGGCAGCAGAAGCAGCUGAGCGACGUGACGGACUACGCCGGCCGUUGCAGUCCAGGGUGGCCAGGAGGUGGCGCCGUGAGCUUCAGCAGCCCCGCCCCUUCAUCGCAGCAGAGGGUGGAGGACCCGGGACACAGCCACAGCUCUGAGGCUGUCCCACCCACGCCGGCCUUCCCCCUGACUCCGCCCACUCCAUACGUCAGGAGCUUCUCCCCGCUGCAGCUGCACCAGCCGCCUGAGGAACACGCCGCCGCUCCAGAUUCCAGAGGUUUCCUCAACAGCGCGGCUCCCGGAGACUCUGAGGGACAAGUGUUGGGAGCCCAAGUGUCGGGGAAGUCGGCCCCUUGCCAGAGGCUCUUCGGCUCCGGGCACUCACCAGAGGGUACGGCCCCACGCCCCAACAGCGGGACUCCUCCGGCCUGGCUGGACUCCCUCACAAGCUCCGACCUGGGGACCCCGGAGGAGGGCAGGGACAGCGCGGACUUCUCCAGCUUGUUGGCCAACGGUGACCUGGAGCGCCUCCUGCUGGAGGGUCUGGGGACUCCUCCGGUGUUGCCUCAGAAGAAGCGGGGCGCGUCAGAGCUGGGCUCCGUGAGCGGGCUCUCCAGCCCCCACAGCGGCAGCAGCCUCAGCCUCCCGCUCAGGACCUCCACACCGGACACCCUCGCACCUGGCUCAGGUACGGCCGUGACCUCACCUGCUGUCCCGUCCUCACGUCACCGGCGCAUCUGGGUCCUCGCAGCAGAUCUGGGCGGGAAACAGGACACGGUCAAGUUCGUGCAGGACACCUCCAGGUUCUGGUACAAGCCCGACAUCUCCCGGGACCAAGCCAUCGCGGCACUGAAGGACAAAGACCCCGGCUCCUUCCUGGUGCGUGACAGCCACUCCUUCCGCGGUGCCUACGGACUCGCCAUGAAGGUGGCCACGCCCCCGCCGUCAGUCACGCAGCACGGCAAGAGAGGUGCAGGAGACCCCGCCAGCGAGCUGGUCCGACACUUCCUCAUCGAGUGUUCCGCCAAAGGCGUGCGUCUGAAGGGCUGCCCGGAGGAGCCGUACUUCGGAAGCCUCACGGCGCUGGUGUGUCAACACUCCAUCACCGCUCUGGCUCUGCCCUGCAGACUCAUCCUGCCUGACCGAGACCCGCUGGAGGACACGAGCGAGUCGGCGGCUCAGACGACGACCAACUCCGCCGCGGAGCUUCUGCGACAAGGCGCCGCCUGUAACGUCUGGUUCCUGGGUUCUGUGGAGCUGGAGUCUCUGACAGGCCACCAGGCGGUGCAGAAGGCCGCCACGCUCAUGCUGGCCAUGGACCCGCCGCCCCCCUCCACCGUGGUCCACUUCAAGGUGUCGGCUCAGGGGCUCACCCUGACAGACAACCAGAGGAAGCUGUUCUUCAGGAGACACUACGCGGUCAACACGGUCAUCUUCUGCUCUCUGGACCCGCAGGGCCGCAAGUGGCGCAGAGGAGGCAGCGCCACAGCAAAGAUCUUCGGCUUCGUGGCCCGCAAGUCUCAGAGCGAGACGGAGAACGUGUGCCACCUGUUCGCCGAGCACGACCCGGAGCAGCCGGCCAGCGCCAUCGUCAACUUCGUGUCCAAGGUCAUGAUCGGGUCACACAAGAAGUGACCCUGCGGGGCGGAACCGCCGCCUCUGGGUGGAGCGCCUGACUCUCCCCCUCACUUCCUGCUUCUGGAUUUGGCUCCGUUCCACUUGCGCCACAGACAUUCCUCAGCCUGUUGGAUUCACUGACUUGGUGGAGAAGUGGACCAAGUCCCAUCAGAGUCGGAGCGCAUCGCAAGAGGCUUGGAGCGUGAGCAGGCGUCGCCACGGACGGAGCGGUUCAGUGUGGUCCGGGCUACGAGUCCCACUGACGUGAGCCGGUCACAUGACGCGGAGCGCCCGGCUGUUUCUAUGCGAGAUAUUUAUCUGCUCUGCCAAAUCUAUUUUUGUAUCCGGGAGGCGACGAGAGGCAGAAACACUAAAUUAAAGCUGCGACUGUGUGAGGUACCACGUGUCGUCGCGUCCCUGACCGAGGUCGACGGCGGCUGGACCGGCCCGGCCCGGCUCCCACGGUGGCUGAUGCGGUUCUAAGAGGCAGAGGAAGGGAAGUGGGCUCACGAGGUU
This is a messenger RNA of Synchiropus splendidus (mandarinfish), 5162 nucleotides long. Its product is annotated as tensin-3-like. Gene Ontology annotation, molecular function: protein binding. The record is from RefSeq and is a predicted model, not a curated record. The transcript has 25 exons. Lineage: Eukaryota; Metazoa; Chordata; Actinopteri; Syngnathiformes; Callionymidae. Bases 1407 to 4664 code for a protein of 1085 amino acids.